Molecule: messenger RNA, 1239 nt
Organism: Iphiclides podalirius (scarce swallowtail)
Lineage: Eukaryota; Metazoa; Arthropoda; Insecta; Lepidoptera; Papilionidae
Source: the annotation of a GenBank genome assembly
AUGACAACUACAACAGUACAAAACCAAACGAAAAAUAAUGGAACACCAGCCAAGGUACCAAAGAACUAUGGCAAAAUUGUUCUCACUCUUCACAACUGCCUUUUACCAGAAUCUGCAUUUAAAGAGACCCCAUCACAAAUUGAUGGUCUGGACAUUGAGACAGAAACUGACCUUCGAAUUUUAGGUUGUGAAAUGAUACAAACCGCUGGCAUUCUGCUGAAACUGCCACAAGUAGCUAUGGCAACUGGCCAAAUGUACUUACAAAGGUUCUAUUAUUCGAAAUCUUUUGUAAGGUAUCCAAUGGAAACAACUGCAAUGGGUAGUAUCUACUUAGCUUCAAAAGUCGAAGAGAAACCAUGUAGGAUUCGAGACGUUAUCAACGUUUUCCAUCACAUCAAGCAAGUUAGAGCACAGAAGAAUAUUUCACCUCUCAUUGUUGAUCAGAAUUAUAUAGAACUUAAGAAUCAAGUGAUAAAAGCAGAACGAAGAAUACUUAAAGAGCUAGGUUUCUGCGUGCAUGUUAAACAUCCACAUAAACUUAUUGUUGUAUAUCUGCAGCUGCUGCAAUAUGAAAAGAACAGACAGCUCAUGCAAAUGGCAUGGAAUUACAUGAAUGAUGCUUUACGCACUGAUGUGUUUAUGAGAUUUCCUCCAGAAACAAUUGCAUGUGCUUGCAUCUAUUUAACGGCUCGUAAAAUUGGCCUACCACUGCCAAACAACCCGCAUUGGUUUUUACUGUUCAAAGUAACGGAAGAAGAUAUAAAGGAAGUUUCACUUAGAAUUUUGCAGCUAUACAAAAGGCCUAAAGUUAAUCCAGAAGAAUUGGAAAGCAAGGUAGAUUUGUUAAGGAAGAUAUACCAAGCAAACAAACACUUGCAAGCUCAAAAAGAUAGAGAGGCAAAGGAAGAGAAAAAAGCUGAUUCACCAGCCGCAUCAACAUCGAAGGAUUCUAAAAGAGAUGUAAAGAAAGAGAAAUCACCAAAAACCCCACCGUUAUCAAAAUAUCAUAGCAGUGGACAUAAGAAACGCGAGAGACGCUCACGUUCUCCAUAUGACCGCAAAAGAGAAUACUCAAGUAAAAGGCAUAAAUCUAGGUCAAGGGAUAGAGAAUUGGAUCGAUCACGUGAAAGAAGGUCAGAUGACAAAAGAAGUCGUACCAAUUCUAGGAAAUAUGAUGAUUAUGACCGUUCUAAGUCAAGCAGAGAUGGUCGAGACAGCAGGGACGACAAACGUAAACAC